CUCGCGAGGACAGCUUAAUUCGUCGCGAGAAAAGAAAGGAUUAGCAAAUGGAGAUGACAGUCAUGGUCGCUGUUUGAACGCUGAAAGGUGCAGCGCAGAGAGCCGGCCAUGUCUGAAUCUCUGUACGAGAAGUUUCUGGCCCCAGAGGAGCCGUUCCCUCUCCUCUCCCAAAGAGCCAACCUCAGCGAUGUGGGAACGCUGGACGUCAGCGAGUUCAGCUGUCAGCUCUCGUCUUGUCACAGAACAGACCCUCUGCACCGUUUCCACAGCAACAGGUGGAACCUCACUUCCUGUGGGACCAGCGUAGCCAGCUCCGAGUGCAGCGAGGAGCUCUUCUCCUCCGUGUCGGUCGGCGAUCAGGACGACUGCUACUCCCUGCUGGACGACCAGGAACUGACGUCCCUGGAUCUGUUUCCGGAGGGCAGCGUCUGCAGCGACGUCUCCUCCUCCAUCAGCACAUACUGGGACUGGUCCGACAGCGAGUUUGAGUGGCAGUUGCCGGGAAGCGACUUUGCCAGCGGCAGCGACGUCCUCUCCGACAUAAUCCCAAGCGUGCCGAGUUCACCGUGUCUGUUCUCCAAGAGGAAACCGAAAUCACACACCCACCGCAACCUGGACGAGCUGCCCUGGAGCGCCAUGACCAACGAUGAGCAAGUGGAGUACAUCGAGUAUUUGAGUCGGAAGGUGAGCACAGAGAUGGGCCUGAGGGAGCAGCUGGACAUCAUCAAGAUCAUCGACCCGUGCGCUCAGAUCUCUCCCACCGACAGCGAGUUCAUCAUCGAGCUCAACUGCCUCACCGACGAGAAGCUCAAACAGGUGCGGAGCUACAUCAGGGAGCACAGCCCCCGGCUGAGAGCCGGCAGCACCAGGGAGGGCUGGAAGAGGAGCAGCCACAGCAGCGCCAGCACCGGCGGGGUGAGCGGCGUCAGCAGCAGCAGCAACGCCAGCAUGGUCAGCUCCGCCAGCUCCUCCGCGGGCUCCACGGCCUCCAACUCCAUGGCCGGUGGCACCGCCUCAGCCUGCAGCGGGAGCAACAUCAGCAGAGCUCACAGCGACGGAAACCUGUCCAGCGCCGCCGAACGCAUCCGAGACUCUAAAAAGCGAUCGAAGCAGCGGAAGCUUCAGCAGAAAGCGCUCCGCAAGCGUCAGCUGAAGGAGCAGCGGCAGGCGCGUAAGGAGCGCCUGAGCGGCCUCUUUAUGAACGAGGAGGUGCUGUCGCUACGGGUGACGGAGGAGGACGACCACGGAGACGACCUGGACAUACUGAUGUGACACCAGUGAACCAAUCAGUGCUCCCUCUAGGCCUGCAAGCUUUCCACCUAACCCGACGCGUUUCGUGCGCUUGGCAGUGUUUCGCUUCCAGUGGUCCUAUGAGUUUAGUUUGACAUGCUAGUGCUUCUACUGCAAUGCUGUAAUGACGCUGCUGACGCUUUGAGAAAAUACCGAUCACGGUUUAGCCUGCUUAGCACCACAGGCUAGCUGACACCCAGCUAGCAACAAGAGGGCUGCUGCUUAGAAAAGCUUUUAUCAGCUGAUGCUACUAGAACCACAACAGACAGGAGGGCAGAUCAGGAAUCACUUUUUGUUUUUUCUACAAAACGCUCCAUGAAAACAUUAUUUUUCUUUUCCUCGGCAUAUUUGAAGUUGCAGUAUGUAACUUUUUAAAUGUUUUUGUUUUACAUAUUUGUUAAAACUGUCUGUGUCAUGACAAUGUGGUACGAGAAAGGAAGAAAUCAAGCUCCGCCCACCAUCUGCCAAAAAACAACCAAUCAGGGGCCGGAGGAGGGUCUUAUUGCUGUCAGUCGUGCUUGUGUGUCCACUUGCUGAAUGUGCUAAUGGCUGAAACAUUUUUCUUUUUUAAACAAUAGACUUCAUUACAAUAAAACCCUACAAACGUAAUGGCAAUGACCAUUUUACAUUUAACAUUAUUUUUGAGAUAAUAUAUCUUAAAUACUCCCCACUGAUUAAUAAUACACUUGACAAAAGUAUAAACAAUUGGGCUAACUAAUGAUGGCAUUCAUGACAGAGUGCAAGGGGGAACUUUAAGCAGUAUGUAUACAGGAUUGAUUGACAGCACUAAGACCCUCCUCUUGGUCCUGAUUGGUUGUUUCUGAGUGGUGUAUUUCUGCAGUGAGUACUGGGGAAAAAGGCAGAAGAGUUAAUUUAUUUUUCACAGGUUAUGCUUCUCAUACUAUCACGACAUGCUAACAGUUUUAUCAAACAUGUAGAAAUAUUUUUAGAAAGGUUUACGUGCAGCUUUAAAUCACAUCUUCAGACGACAUGCUCGGGUUGCAGCAGCAAACGAUGCAGUUCUGCACCAUGUUUUGUGACAUGAACACAGACGGACUGCAGUCCGGGUUCAACUUACUGUACCUGUGGGCGGUCUCUGUUUUCUAUUUCCAUUUUGUUCAGAGCUGAAAACAAACGGUUCUUCAUUCCAGAGGUUUCAAAGGAAGUGAGCUGGUCUGUCUUUCUCUCCGCUGAGGUGCUGCAGCCUCAUUUUCACCAGGGCUUAGAGGGAGCACUGAAACCCUGCAUGUUUUAACCGCUCUUCCCCCCAUGGGCCAGGAAUUAGUUCGUUUUAUAUCCCACGUUUACUAAAAUGGCUCAUAUUUCUUGUAAAUAGUAACUCUAACAUCCUGCUUUGGUGGCGGCUUCAGCUCAGUUUGCUUUGGGUGAAAUUAUUGGUUAUUAGAGCUUUGAGUGUUUAUAUUUGUCCCUUAUUAUGCUUAUGUUGCCGUUUUGGUGGCAUUUCAUCACAUUCAGACGUUUGUUUUCGGGUGAGCGCUCUCAAUGAUUUGAGUCAAAAAUGUCAGCAGACAUAAAAUUGUAAUCUCCUACUUUUUCACAUUUCUGCUCAACAAAAUGUUGAUGCGGCGCCACAAAAACAACCUCAUUGGAAAACUGAAGCUAUUGUUUUAAUUUUUUUAGAUUUAGCCUCUUUGUGUUUAUAUUUUUUUGUUUCUCUCUGUUACGUUGCGACUCUUUCACGCCUCCUGAGCUGUAAGGUGUUUAAACCGCUGCGGUUACUGGCACACGCCUCUGCUGUUUGUCAUUUAUUUGAAAUGUUACUGUUCAUAUAUAUAAAGAUCUAAAUUAAAACCGGUAUGUUUUAAAAACAGGAUUUAUGUCUUCUGCAGCAUUGAAAAAUAUUAAGAUUCUAUUUUGGAAAUUGAAAUAAUUUUGAAGAAAUGUGAUUUAAAAUGAAAAAAAGUGUGUUGAAUAAGGUACCAAGAACUGCUGAAAAAUAAAUUAGCUUAAAAUCAAA
Gambusia affinis (western mosquitofish) is the source of this 3268-nucleotide messenger RNA. It is a transcript of the gene fam199x, whose product is annotated as family with sequence similarity 199, X-linked. The record is from RefSeq and is a predicted model, not a curated record. Lineage: Eukaryota; Metazoa; Chordata; Actinopteri; Cyprinodontiformes; Poeciliidae. The transcript has 8 exons. Bases 109 to 1272 code for a protein of 387 amino acids.